Messenger RNA from Xylona heveae TC161, 1370 nucleotides. RefSeq names its product formate dehydrogenase. Lineage: Eukaryota; Fungi; Ascomycota; Xylonomycetes; Xylonales; Xylonaceae. Gene Ontology annotation, cellular component: cytosol. The transcript has 5 exons. The coding region runs from base 44 to 1144 and encodes 366 amino acids. The record is from RefSeq and is a predicted model, not a curated record. Gene Ontology annotation, molecular function: NAD binding; oxidoreductase activity, acting on the CH-OH group of donors, NAD or NADP as acceptor; formate dehydrogenase (NAD+) activity.
AGAAGAGGAAUUCUCCAUAUUUUUCUCCAAAUAUACCUCCAGCAUGGGCAAAGUCCUUCUUGUACUUUACCAAGGCGGUGAGCAUGCCAAACAGGUCCCGGGAUUGCUAGGAACGGUCGAAAACGAGCUCGGAUUGCGCAAAUGGCUCGAAGACCAAGGCCACACUCUUGUGACUACACAUGACAAGGAGGGCGAGAAUUCGACUUUUGAUCGCGAACUCGUUGAUGCCGAAGUUAUCAUUACCACUCCAUUCCACCCCGGUUAUCUCACCAAAGACCGCCUUGCAAAGGCAAAGAACCUGAAAAUCGCCGUGACAGCCGGCAUUGGAUCCGACCAUGUUGAUCUGGACGCUGCGAACGAGACCAAUGGCGGCAUUACCGUUGCUGAAGUUACCGGUUCCAACGUGGUCUCGGUCGCCGAGCACGUCGUCAUGACCAUUCUCACCUUGGUUCGCAACUUUGUCCCCGCACACGAGCAGAUUGAGCGAGGCGAUUGGAACGUCGCGGCAGUUGCCAAGGACGAAUAUGAUUUGGAAAACAAGGUCGUUGGAACCGUGGCCGUUGGCCGUAUCGGCGAACGCGUCCUCCGACGUCUCAAGCCAUUCGACUGCAAGGAAUUGCUCUACUUUGACUAUCAGCCACUGAAGCCAGAAGUCGAAAAGGAGAUUGGCUGCCGACGUGUCGACAGUCUCGAAGAGAUGCUUGCCCAAUGCGACGUCGUCACGAUCAACUGCCCUCUUCACGAAAAGACCCGGGGCUUGUUCAACAAGGAACUCAUCUCCAAGAUGAAGAAGGGCUCUUGGCUCAUAAACACCGCCCGUGGAGCCAUUGUCGUCAAAGAAGACGUCGCUGAGGCGCUCAAGUCCGGCCACCUCCGCGGCUACGGUGGAGACGUCUGGUUCCCCCAGCCCGCUCCAGAAGACCACCCGCUCCGUUACGCCAAGAACCCCUUUGGCGGCGGCAACGCCAUGGUGCCGCACAUGUCCGGCACAUCGAUUGACGCGCAGAAGCGCUACGCCGCGGGCGUCAAGUCCAUUCUGGAAUCCUACUAUUCCGGCAAGGAAGACUAUCGUCCCGAGGAUCUGAUCGUCCACAAGGGCGACUACGCGACCAAGGCCUAUGGCCAGCGCACCAAGAAGCAGUAAAAGUACCUGUAAUCGGAUAAUUUAAAUAUUUUGAUACUUGCACCUUGCCAUAGCUGUUGCCUGCUUUUCCCUUUUAUAUUUAUACUUCUUUUUCAUUUUCAUUUUUGAUUUUGAUCUUGUUGACAAUGGCCUCGGAGCGAAGGAACAAAAAAAUGCGACUCUAUUGACUAUAUAAACUCCCAAAUGAACAAGUCCAAACAAUAAAAGUGCUUAAUGACUCUUUUCC